This is a messenger RNA of Lacerta agilis (Sand lizard), 2719 nucleotides long. RefSeq names its product kelch like family member 3 (gene KLHL3). Gene Ontology annotation, biological process: protein K48-linked ubiquitination; renal sodium ion absorption; monoatomic ion homeostasis. The transcript is spliced from 15 exons. Gene Ontology annotation, molecular function: protein binding. NCBI's taxonomy places the organism in Eukaryota, Metazoa, Chordata, Lepidosauria, Squamata, Lacertidae. Gene Ontology annotation, cellular component: cytosol. The record is from RefSeq and is a predicted model, not a curated record. Bases 2 to 2209 code for a protein of 735 amino acids.
AAUGCAACAUCUGGGGCGGUGCAAAUGCACCUAUGCCCACAGCUGCUGUUGCCAGGAGACUAGUAGAGUAGCAAGCUUGGAGCGGGAGGAGGCGAGGCAGAAGGGAGUGGGCUGUCGAGGCUGGAGCAAGAGCAGCAGCAGCGGGGAGCUCUGGGUAGGGAGUGUUCUGUUUGCUGCUGCAACGCUAAGCUCUGCUGCUGCUGCUGCUGUUUUAGGAGCGAGAGGAAGCAGCUCCGCGGAGGGAAGGAGGGGAGCCGACUGUAGCCAUGCUGAAUCACAGGCGCUGACUGAUUCGCCCAGCUCGCUGCGCCCCGAUCAAGGAGGACAACGGUGGGAGACGCGGCGGCAGCGUUGCCCGAGGCCAGGAGACGAGGGUGCAUGCAGAGUUCAAGCUCCACUCCGGCUGCGCACAAUGGACGACGAGAGCAUCAAGAGAUCCCCCCAACCACUUGAGGAAGAUGAAGAUAAGGACCAGCGAACAGUGACCAUCAAUCCUUGUCACAUGGGAAAGGCAUUCAAAGUCAUGAAUGAACUAAGGAGCAAGCGGCUUCUCUGUGAUGUGGUGAUUGUUGCUGAAGAUGUUGAGAUCGAAGCCCAUCGUAUUGUCCUGGCAGCUUGCAGUCCGUAUUUCUGUGCAAUGUUUACAGGAGAUAUGACUGAAAGCAAAGCAAAGAAGAUCGAGAUCAAAGAUGUUGAUGGACUAACCUUAAGUAAGCUGAUUGAUUACAUCUACACCGCUGAGAUAGAGGUCACAGAAGAAAAUGUUCAGGUUUUGUUGCCAGCAGCCAGCCUAUUACAGCUAAUGGAUGUUCGGCAAAACUGUUGUGACUUUCUUCAAUCUCAGCUCCAUCCCACAAAUUGCCUUGGUAUUCGCGCCUUUGCAGAUGUGCAUACUUGCACUGAACUGUUGCAACAAGCCAACGCCUAUGCAGAGCAGCAUUUUCCUGAGGUGAUGCUUGGUGAAGAAUUCCUUAGCCUUAGCCUAGACCAAGUUUGCAGUUUGAUAUCAAGUGACAAACUAACCGUUUCAUCAGAAGAAAAGGUGUUUGAAGCUGUCAUUUCUUGGAUAAAUUAUGAGAAAGAGACUCGCUUGGAACACAUGGCUAAGUUGAUGGAACAUGUCCGCCUCCCUCUCUUGCCCAGAGAUUACCUUGUACAGACAGUUGAAGAAGAAGCUUUAAUCAAGAACAAUAACACAUGUAAAGAUUUUCUUAUUGAGGCCAUGAAAUACCACUUGCUUCCUCUGGAUCAACGACAGUUGAUAAAGAAUCCUAGAACAAAACCAAGGACCCCAGUCAGUCUGCCAAAGGUAAUGAUGGUGGUUGGUGGGCAAGCACCUAAAGCCAUUCGGAGUGUAGAGUGUUACGAUUUUGAGGAGGAGCGAUGGGAUCAAGUUGCUGAACUUCCUUCUCGGAGAUGUAGAGCAGGGGUGGUAUUCAUGGCAGGCAAAGUCUAUGCUGUGGGAGGUUUUAAUGGCUCUUUACGAGUCCGAACAGUGGACGUAUAUGAUGGAGUGAAAGACCUGUGGACGUCAAUAGCCAGCAUGCAAGAAAGACGAAGCACUUUAGGGGCAGCUGUGCUAAAUGAACUCCUCUAUGCUGUUGGUGGAUUUGAUGGAAGCACAGGUCUUGCCUCUGUGGAAGCAUAUAACUAUAAGACCAAUGAGUGGUUUUUUGUGGCACCUAUGAACACAAGAAGAAGCAGCGUUGGAGUUGGGGUCGUGGAAGGUAAAGACAGCAAACUGCUGAAUUGGCCGCAGCAGCACAGUAAACUCUAUGCUGUUGGUGGUUAUGACGGAGCAUCACGUCAGUGCCUUAGUACUGUAGAACAGUAUAAUCCAGCUACAAAUGAGUGGGCAUAUGUGUCGGAUAUGAGUACUCGCCGCAGUGGUGCAGGUGUUGGUGUACUUAGUGGACAGUUGUAUGCUACUGGGGGACAUGAUGGCCCUUUGGUGAGGAAAAGUGUGGAAGUAUAUGAUCCUGGAACAAAUACGUGGAAACAAGUGGCAGAUAUGAAUAUGUGUAGAAGAAAUGCAGGUGUGUGUUCAGUGAACGGUCUUCUCUAUGUGGUUGGAGGAGAUGAUGGCUCUUGCAAUUUGGCAUCUGUAGAAUACUAUAAUCCUGUCACUGAUAAAUGGACAUUAUUACCGACAAACAUGAGCACUGGAAGAAGUUAUGCAGGUGUAGCUGUGAUCCAUAAACCAUUGUGACACAUGUUCAAGUGACUGCAAAGACAAGAAAUAAUGGCCAUCUCAUCUUGCUUGGUGGGUUUUGGAAGAUAACUGAAAUCUGACUCUUAACUGCCACACUAAAAUUGCACUCCUAGCAUGACAAGUAUGUGCUAAGACCAUCAACCUCUGCUCAGUGAUGGGCAGUGCAGCAAUGUGAAAAGUCUUGCUGUGAACAUGUUCCAGAAAUGAGGUGUUGCUUGUUUUUCUUGGUGCAAUCUGCUGUUUUAUGUACAGCCAAGACUUGAGUUUGAACUGAAUUUCUCAAGAGCAAGGAAAUGUAUCUCUAUGGCAUGUAACUAGGAGAAAGGGUAUUUUGGAAUACUUCACUACUGAAGUAGCAUAUACACUAUAAUAUGUUCUAGAAAGCAUUUCCUAUUUACUUACCAAACCUUUUAGACAAAUCUACUACUGAGACUGGAAUUUUUGAAACAAUCCUCGAAAGGAAACCAGACCUGAAUAAAUAGACUGGGAGCUCUAGCUCAUAUGGUA